Messenger RNA from Babesia bovis T2Bo, 733 nucleotides. RefSeq lists its product as uncharacterized. The transcript is spliced from 2 exons. Lineage: Eukaryota; Apicomplexa; Aconoidasida; Piroplasmida; Babesiidae. Bases 14 to 694 code for a protein of 226 amino acids. The record is from RefSeq and is a predicted model, not a curated record. Gene Ontology annotation, molecular function: protein binding.
CGUAUAUAUCACCAUGAUACGCUAUAGUAGACCUAUAGCAGCAGUAAUCAAGCCAUCGGGACUUACCGUCAGACUACCCAAAAACAUUAUCGCAGACGAUAAUAGAAAUAUUAACAUCGCACUUAAACCAAUACGCAAAGAAUUGGGAAUACAUAAGGCAUCGCAUGACCCGAAAACAUCUCAUACGCACCCAAGUGAUCCUGAAAAACUAGAAGAGGCUAAAGUUAAUCUUAAAAAUAAAAUGCACAAGAGUUUAUGGUUAACCAUGAAAAAAAAAGAUGCACCGCAAUUUUAUAAUCUAGAAAAGCAGAUCAGAGCUAGUAAUAUAAAUAUGGACGGUAUAACAUAUACACUACUGAUACACGGAUAUAUCAUGUUCAAAGGACAACAUGGACCGUACCAAGAUCUACUGGAUGAAAUGAAAUUGCAAGGCAUACACCCAGCACUCAUCAGGUUCAACGCACGCAUAGCAGCGUCCUGCGUGGAAAUGCACGGACAUGGAGCCAAGCCAGAUCCAACCAACGUAGCACAAAUGGCAAGAGCAGCAUGGUUAGCAGCAGUGCUCAUUACCAGGAGAUACCCAACACAGGAACAUAUAUUAAACAUGGAAAAACGAAUUGAACGGGAAUAUAAUCUUGUCAACAAAAACUAUGGCCUGGAAACACUAACGUCACGUAAUGCUGAUAAACAGUAGUUAAUAUACCAGACUAAAAAAAUAGAUAUUAAUCGGUGU